CCAGAAUGCUGAAGCCAGGAUGGAUCCUACAGGUCAUCUGAGACGGUCCGCGUGUUCUCCCUGUUCGCCGUCUGCGACGGCCCCCUCAUCCCAGAGCCUCGUCCCUCGGGGCCCCAUCUGGCUCUCCGUCUUCCGGCAGCAGCCCCCAGUUGCGGAGUAGCAGUGGAAAGGCGACCCUGUAAAUAUGUCUGGAUGGAGGUCUCAAUGGCGUCUCGUCCUGCUGAACUCCCUGACCUGCGGCCUGGAGAUUUGCGUGGCAGCUGGGAUCACGUACGUUCCCCCCCUGUUGCUGGAGGCUGGGGUAGAGGAACAGUACAUGACUAUGGUACUAGGUAUCGGCCCAGUGUUAGGUCUCAUCUUCAUCCCUCUGAUUGGCUCAGCCAGUGACCAUUGCAACAGCAGCUACGGCCGCCGCCGGCCCUUCAUCUGGCUGCUGUCCCUGGGAGUCCUCUUAGCCCUCCUCAUCAUCCCCCAUGCCGACCUGCUGGCUGCCUACUUCUCCUGGGGCGGAUGCGCCCUGCAGGUGGCCUUCCUCAUCCUCGGUGUGGGCCUGCUCGACUUCUGUGGCCAGGUGUGCUUCACGCCGCUGGAGGCACUCCUGUCUGACCUGUACCGCAAUGAGGAGGACUGCAACCAGGCCUUUGCCAUGUUCUCCUUUAUGGUCAGCCUGGGAGGCUGUGUGGGCUACCUGCUGCCUGCGCUGGACUGGAGCCGGGGCCUGCUGUCAGUCUACCUGGGUGGCCAGGCAGAGUGCCUCUUCUUCAUGCUCAUCCUCAUCUUCGUGACCAGCGUGCUGAUCACCAUGAGGGUGUCGGAGGAGCCGCCGUGCACCGCGGCCCUGGAGCCUUGUCCUCUCUUGGAGGCAGGUCGCUGUGGUGUGCCGCGCUCCUGCUGCUACCUCCUCAAGUCGGUUCCGCUACUGUGCCUGCUGAGGACGUGCUGGUCCAUGACUCCGGCCAUCUACCGCAGCUACUGCCACGUGCCCCGGGUGAUGAGGCAGCUGUGCAUGGCCCAGCUCUGCAGCUGGAUGGCCGUCAUGUCCUUCAUGCUCUUUUACACAGACUUUAUGGGGGAGGGGCUGUACGAAGGCAUGCCCAGCGCCGCCCCUGGGACCGCCUCCAGGCAGCGCUACGAGGAUGGCAUCCGUAUGGGCAGCCUGGGCCUGUUCUUUCAGUGUGCUACCUCAACCGUCUUCUCCCUGCUCAUGAGCCGACUGGUUCGCCAUUUUGGCUCGCGCCGGGUCUACCUGAGCAGCAUGGUGAGCUUCACCAUCUCUGCCCUGGUCAUAUGUAUGUCCAAGAGCGUGGUCCUGGUCAGCCUGAUGUCAGCUCUGACAGGCUUUGCCUAUGCCACGCUGCAGACGCUGCCCUACACCCUCACAUGUCACUACCACAAGGAAAUGGAGGUUUACAUGCCAAAUAAGAAAACCAAAAAGAACGGGAUUGCGGUCAAGCGGGACUCGAUCACUCAUUUGACAGCCAUGGACGAGGAGGGGGGGCUGACCCACAAACUGGGGGACACCAACGGGCAUGCCAUCUUCAGCCAGGAAGACUCAGACUACUACCCCCCUCCCCACGGCCAGAAUGGAUCGUCUCUCAGCGCCACGGCCCCCGAGCAGGAUGAACCGGAGGGCUACGAGAAGCGCGGUGUAGGGUUGGACUUUGCCAUCCUGGACAGCACCUUCCUCCUCUCUCAGGUCUUUCCCACUCUUUUCAUGGGCAUGAUUGUUCAGUUCACAAAGUCCGUCACUGCCUAUAUGGCCUCCUCCGCCAUCUUCGGCAUCAUCGCCAUUUAUCUGGCCAACCAGAUCAUCUUUGACCAAAAGGACCUCAAUAGCUGAAAAAUUCAGUAACCAGGAGUGAAGGAAUGCACGACUGCUUCCAGCAUGCAACACUCCAGUGUCAUCGCUGGCCGUUGCUAUGGCUUUACCAACACAUUGCAAUGAGGCAGCCUGUCUGUACGUUUGUAUGUAUGUGUGCUGCAGAAUUAAAAGAAAAUGUAAACCUGUGACAAUUGUUACCUCCAGAGAUACUCCAGAGUUACUAUGGCUACAAGAGAGAGACUGGCUGGCAUUAGCUGGUCUGUUGACACUGUCUGUAUACUUAAGAGUGUUUCUCACCUUGUUCCCCUCAGUCACAUAGAAGACCGCUCAGAUAGGUCCCUUCACCUUCUCCUCAGGUACAACUAGCUUACACAGCUUGAUCAGACUCCAUCAGACCUUAGACAACUGAAAUUAUGUAU
This is a messenger RNA of Oncorhynchus nerka (sockeye salmon), 2241 nucleotides long. RefSeq names its product solute carrier family 45 member 3-like. Gene Ontology annotation, molecular function: sucrose:proton symporter activity. The transcript is spliced from 4 exons. Gene Ontology annotation, cellular component: membrane. Lineage: Eukaryota; Metazoa; Chordata; Actinopteri; Salmoniformes; Salmonidae. Gene Ontology annotation, biological process: transmembrane transport. The coding region runs from base 185 to 1840 and encodes 551 amino acids. The record is from RefSeq and is a predicted model, not a curated record.